AUGCGUCUCAAUUGGAAGUAUAACCGAGCAUCUCGAAAAAAGCUUUAUGGCCACACAAAUCAUGCUGUUACUUGUCUUCAGUUUGAUGAAGACAAGGUCAUUACUGGAUCGGAUGAUCAUUCGGUUAAUGUCUACGAUAUAAAGUCGGGGAAACUUAUGCGUAUUCUAAACGGACACAGUGGUGGAGUCUGGGCACUCAAAUACGUUGGAAAUACCCUUGUUACUGGCUCCACUGAUCGUACUGUGCGUAUCUGGGAUAUUAAUGCAGGUGUCUGUCGGUACAUUUUCCAAGGCCAUUCAAGCACUGUUCGGUGCCUCACUAUCAUUGUACCGACUCCAUCAAUAUCAUCUACUGAGGAACAUUCUCCACAGCCAUCACAACCCCUUAUUGUUAGUGGGUCCCGCGAUUUUACUCUCAAAGUUUGGAGACUCCCGGACCUUGACGAACCAGUAAUAGACACUGACCAAAAAGAGAGCACUUAUUUAUUACACACCUUAAGUGGACACACUCAAAGUGUACGUGCACUUGCCGCUCAUGGAAGCACGGUUGUGAGCGGAAGCUAUGAUCAUACAGUGCGUGUGUGGGAUGUCGAGCAUGGUAAAGCUGGCCAUGUACUUACUGGACACACCCAGAAAGUCUAUUCGGUUGUCAUCGAUCCCAAGCGUAACCAUUGUAUUAGUGGUAGUAUGGAUUCUUCCGUCCGGAUCUGGAAUUUAGAGGAUGGUACUUGUGUAUCCAUACUGAGAGGACAUUCAAUCCUUGUAGGUCUCUUGGGACUGUCGGGAGACUGCCUGGUAAGUGCGGCCGCUGACUCUUCGCUUCGAGUCUGGUCUGCAGAGACAGGCGAAUGUCAAUAUCUUUUGGCUGGCCACAAGGGUGCAAUCACUGCCUUCCAACAUGAUUCCCAAAAAAUCAUUUCAGGCUCGGAAGGAGGUCUCAAGAUGUGGUGCACAAAGACAGGAACUCUAUUACAUGAACUCAUUGAUGAUAUCAGUGGUUUAAAGAUAUUCUUUAAGGAAUGGGUGGCAAAACCACAUGGGCAUAUGUUGCUUGUUUAG
Messenger RNA from Phycomyces blakesleeanus NRRL 1555(-), 1059 nucleotides. RefSeq lists its product as hypothetical. Gene Ontology annotation, cellular component: cytoplasm; nucleus. Gene Ontology annotation, biological process: proteasome-mediated ubiquitin-dependent protein catabolic process; ubiquitin recycling. Lineage: Eukaryota; Fungi; Mucoromycota; Mucoromycetes; Mucorales; Phycomycetaceae. The record is from RefSeq and is a predicted model, not a curated record. The transcript is spliced from 3 exons. The coding region runs from base 1 to 1059 and encodes 352 amino acids. Gene Ontology annotation, molecular function: ubiquitin binding.